AUGCAGCAGCAUCCUGGCCAUCCAGGACACCCUAUGGGCGCUCCGGGUAUGGCUCACAACCCAAGCCAACCGGGAGCUCAGCCUGGUAUGCCUCCUCAGAUGGCUGCUCACAUGGCCGUGUCCGGACCCGGUGGACAGGUCAAUCCCGCGGCCAUGAUGGGAACCAUGCCGCCCGGUGCUGGUGGCCCUAGUGCCCAUGCUCUACAACAUCUGAACCCUCAGCAGCAGCAGCAGAUGUUCCAGCAACAACAACAAUUUGCAUUAGCAAACCAAAAUCCCCAAAUGAUCGCCCAGAUGCAGCAGCAAAGAAUGUUGCAACAGAGACAGGCGAUGAUGCAACAGCAGAUGUACGGGGGAAUUCCUAUGAAUAUGCAGGGGAUGAAUAUGGGUAACAUGACGGCUGCCCAUUUCUCGGCUUUGAGAAACAACGCAAAUAUGCGAGUCGGUGGUAAUAUGGCCCAUAUGCAGCAGCAGGCGCAUCUUGCUCAGCAGGGACAACAUCAAAAUCCUCAGCACGCCCAGGUAGUUACACGCACCCCCACGCGUUUUGAGCAUCCCAAUUCUAGACUUCGCGCUGACAACUAUAUUCACUUGCAGCAUAUGCUUGCACAGCAGAUGGCAAUGCAGCAGCACCAAGCCCAGCAGCAAGCGAAUAACCAGAUGCACCAAGGUAACCAGCCUGGCCACCCCGGACAGAUGACUGCCCAGCAGAUACAAAUGCAGCAGGCGCAGAUAGCACAGUCCAUGGCACAGCAGGUCCCCCAAGGCCCUCAAGGCCAGGGACCUCAACCUCAACCCCAAGGACAACCACAGCAGCAAGGACAGCAGCAGCAGCAGCAGCAGCAACAGCAACAACAGCAGCAGCAACAGCAGCAGCAGCAACAACAACAACAGCAACAACAACAACAGCAACAACAACAGCAACAGCAGCAGCAACAACAGCAGCAGCAACCGGGCCAGCAGCAACAAGGCCCACAGCCAGGUCAACAACCGCAACCGAACUCGCAAGGACCCCAGAGAGCCCCAACGCCAGCAGUUUCACAACCGAACCAACCUCAGAAUCAAGGUCCCAAUCCCGCACAAGGUAAUCAGCCGCAACAACCACAAGGCCAAGGACAACCACCGAACGGCCAACAAACCCAACCUCAGCAACCCACCCCCCAGGCGUUGCAGGCAGCCCAUAUGCAGCUGCCAAAUAGUAUCCAGCAGCAGUUACUACAUCACCAACAACAGCAGCAAAAGAACGACGGCAUGAAGGGACAGUGCCUCUUAAAGCUGCUUCAGUUCGGCGAGCACCUCAGUGCCUAUACUGGUCCACGAACAAAGGAUGAUCUUACGUACUGGAAUAACUUCGUCGGGCAAUUCUUCUCUAUGAGAGGCAUCUUUAGAAUCUCUCUAUUUUAUAUUGGUAGUGAUACAGGCAAUGAAGAGCACGCGGAUAAACAGUAUGAUAUAACACAACCUGCGCUAGCACGCUACUUUCAUACACAUUACGAGAGCGGUAUCCGAAGGAUCAAUUUGACGUUCGAGAAAGGCAUUACCGAUAGGCCAUUGCCGAAUGGUUGCCAUUUUAUCGAGAACCAAAAAGCGCAUUUGACCUACUGGUUCGACAAUUCUCAUCUCGUCGCGACAGGAAUACUCCGAGCGCAGUUUGAUAGCGAGCAAAAACUAGAUCUAUUAGAAUUUGUCACGCAGAGCCACGAGGAGUACCACUCGAGGAAGAUGGUUACCGAGGCGGCGAGACCGGCGCACAACUGGGUCAAAGAAUGGCUCAAGGUCAAUAACCAGGACUCGCGAUUGUCACCGGAGAUGAGCAAAAAGGGAAAGGCGAAGACAUUGAAGUCGCCACCAAAUCCACCUCCAGAUAUUGACCUACCCCCAUCAGCCGUCAAACAAAAUAUAGGCCUCACAGAAGGCGUGUUCCAAUUCCUCGAGAUCAUAGAAGUUGUUGGACAGAUGAAUCCAUUAUUCAACUUUUACCAUUCGCAUCCAGGCCUCUCCCCUUACGCUGCACUUGAGCAGUACGUCAACCAGAAUAUUACCAACGCCCCGCAGCAGCCGUUGGUGAAUGGCCAACCUCAAGGCAAUGGCCCACCUAACCCGCGGACUCCCAGUUUUGGCCAAUUCCCCAUGGGCGCUUCGCCAGCUACCGCGCAUCUGCAACUUCCCAAUUCGCCUCACAUGGGCAGCCCCGCCCAGGGACACAUGCAAGCACCUGGCAUGCAACUACAACAGAGUCAGCAAGGAACAAGCUCUAGCGGACCCAGCGCUAAUACAAGUCCAGCAAGCAACAAGCGAAGGAGGCCUUCAACCGUAAAGGCUGAAGAGGAAAACGGCGCCCCAACACCCGCGAGUAUCGGGGUCUCUCAGGUAAACGGCGUUGCGAUGACCAACAAGAAGCCACCCGGAACGCCUCGGUUACAGAAGCGCGCUAAGGGUAACCCUUCAUGA
Messenger RNA from Daldinia childiae, 2451 nucleotides. RefSeq names its product Adhesion defective protein 1. The transcript has 6 exons. Gene Ontology annotation, cellular component: transcription regulator complex; nucleus. Bases 1 to 2451 code for a protein of 816 amino acids. Lineage: Eukaryota; Fungi; Ascomycota; Sordariomycetes; Xylariales; Hypoxylaceae. The record is from RefSeq and is a predicted model, not a curated record. Gene Ontology annotation, biological process: positive regulation of transcription by RNA polymerase II; negative regulation of transcription by RNA polymerase II.